AUGCCAGCGUCUCAGAGCCGCGGCAUACUUGCUAAUACACAGUACAGUGGAUUGUUCUCUCAGUUUGGAUGUGUGUUUUUGUGGCCAGGAAUGCAACGCUCACAAUUCAUAGGCAAUAAGCUGGAUAGAAUAUACUAUGCUCUCCUCGCUGAUCCUCUAUGGAGCAAUAGUAGUCUAACGUCCCUUGCUUUUCCCGCAUCUUUCGAAUAA
Prunus armeniaca (apricot) is the source of this 210-nucleotide messenger RNA. Lineage: Eukaryota; Viridiplantae; Streptophyta; Magnoliopsida; Rosales; Rosaceae. The record is from the annotation of a GenBank genome assembly.